UCAUUGCUAAAUAUUCUCAUCGGUGUUGUAUGUUCUUUCUUCCAGAAUUGGUGGAAGCCUGAAGGUACCAGCCAGACAUGCAGGACAAGGCUGACACUUGUGUUAACAUGCUAUGACACUUGUUCUCAUGUAAUGUGCUAAUGCUCUACUAGACCACAAAAGAGCACACGCUUCAGUGAGAUAUAACAAGCCACUUGUGAUUUCGUGCUAUCCUUGGAAUAUGUCUGGAACACAGAUCAUUGCAUUCUUCUUCUCUCUUUGUGGACUUGGGGCGAUCAUUGCAGCCACCGUCUCAAAUGAAUGGAAAGUAACCAGCAGAGCUUCUUCGGUGAUAACAGCAACAUGGAUCUUUCAGGGUCUCUGGAUGAACUGUGCCGGAAAUGCCAUGGGUGCUUUCCACUGCAGACCACAUCUUACUAUCUUCAAGAUAGAGGGUUAUAUUCAAGCCUGCAGAGGACUCAUGAUUGCUGCCGUUUGCCUUGGAUUUUUUGGCUCUGUGUUUGCACUGGUUGGAAUGAAGUGCACAAAGGUUGGAGGCUCAGACCAGACAAAAGCUAAAAUUGCUUGUUUAGCAGGGUUGGUUUUCAUACUUUGUGGGCUGAGCGCAUUGACUGGUUGCUCCCUAUAUGCAAAUCGAAUCACAUCUGAGUUCUUUGAUCCUACAUUCAUUGCACAAAAGUAUGAAUUAGGAGCAGCUUUGUUCAUUGGAUGGGCUGGAGCAUCACUUUGCAUAAUUGGUGGCAGUAUAUUCUGCUUCUCAAUUGCUGAAAACAAUAAAACUCCAAGGUUGGGCUAUGCAUAUAACAGAGCUGGUUCUGUGGUGUCUGCUCGAACAAAGGCCUGCAAUGGCUCAGAUUUUAAAACAUCCAAAGUCCCUCCAAAGCACUUUGACAAAAAUGCGUAUGUGUAGCCAGAUGGUUCUAGAAGCCAAUGUUUAAAAAUCAUGUUGUUCAUUCACAUAAUGAUUUUUGAAAGGUACUAGUGUCACCAGGAACCACUAAAAAUAUUUUAUAAAUGAACUGUUCUCUACUUGAUGUAAAUUUUCCUCCUGCUUUGUUUGAAGAUUUAUACUGAUGUUUUACAUAAUAACUGUAAAUCAUUUAUUUGUGCUUGCUGUAAAAAAGUAUUUACAAAUAAACUCACGUAAUAUUGGUUAUGAUUUAUGGUGAUAAAGUUCUGCAGACUGAAUACUGAAAGAAAUUUCAUGAAUCUUUCAGAUGGAUGCCAGAAUUGUUGUAGGUCUGCCUUUGGUAUCUUGAGACCAAUUGUAAAUAUAUGUUUUAAAAAGAUUUGAGGGUGUAUCUAUACUUUAGAAUUACUAUAAUGCAGUUUGACAGCAUUAUAACUGCCAUGGCUUACAGUGCAAACAGUAGUAUCACAAGGUUUUCAGCUUUCUCUGUCAAAUAGUGCUGGUGCGUCACCAAACUAUAACUCCUGAUUCCAUAGCAUUAAUUCAUGGCAGUUAAAAUGGUGUCAAACUGCAUUAAUUCUAAAGUGUAGACACACUCUCAGCUAAGUACGGUAUGCCAAAGCAAUCCCAGUAAGCAGCCUACCAUGAACCACAAUAAAUUACCUUCCAAAUUA
Molecule: messenger RNA, 1584 nt
Organism: Anolis carolinensis (green anole)
Lineage: Eukaryota; Metazoa; Chordata; Lepidosauria; Squamata; Anolidae
Gene: cldn10
Product: claudin 10
Exons: 5
Coding region: 221-910 (229 amino acids)
Biological process (GO): bicellular tight junction assembly; cell adhesion
Cellular component (GO): bicellular tight junction; plasma membrane
Molecular function (GO): structural molecule activity
Source: RefSeq, a predicted model, not a curated record